Ascochyta rabiei is the source of this 624-nucleotide messenger RNA. RefSeq names its product phospholipase C type enzyme, variant 2. The record is from RefSeq and is a predicted model, not a curated record. The transcript has a single exon. Lineage: Eukaryota; Fungi; Ascomycota; Dothideomycetes; Pleosporales; Didymellaceae. Bases 1 to 624 code for a protein of 207 amino acids.
AUGGUUGCCUCAUUCCGUGAUCUCCUGGGCAUCCGUCCAGGUACAGCCUCAACGUCCGACUCUGCGCUCAUUAUUAUCGAUGCACAGAAUGAAUACGCGGAAGGGCAGCUGAAGGUCACCAACGCUGAGUCGAGCGGUAAAGCCAUUGCCAGCCUGCUCGAAAAGUAUCGUGCUGCGAACGGCAAGAUCGUCCACGUUAUGCACCAAACACCCGAAGGCGCCCCUAUCUUUACUCCUGGCACCAAGUUAGCGAACGAAUUUAGCAACGUUGCGGCCAAGGUACGAGUGCUUACAUCAUUUACCAGAACGCAUACUGAUCGGGUUCAGGACGGCGAGGAGGUGAUCUGGAAGCAGUUUCCUGGCUCUUUCGAGCAAACCUCUCUUCACGACACUCUCCAGUCGUGGGGUGUCAAGAAAGUUGCUCUCACUGGAUACAUGGCACAUGUAUGUGUCUCCACUACCGCUCGUGAGGCUAUGCAGAAGGGCUACGAAGUCAUUCUCGUUGAAGAUGCUAUUGGCGACCGCGACAUACCCGGUGUCGAGGGUAGCGAGCUCACCCGAGUUGCGUUGGCAGAGUUGGCAGAUGUCUUCGGUACGACCGUGCAAAGCUCGGAUAUCAGGUAG